AUGGCGUCGGUGAAGAUUGGGACUCUCAUCAUUCGGACACUUUCCAAACCUAUCGCAACCAAAAUCAAGGAACAGGCGCGACAACAUCCUAGGUUCCGCCAAUGGUGCAUCAACCUCGCCCAAGGGAUGUACAGAACUGAAGUGAAACUACGCACGAACAUCCUCGGAGAACAAAUGAAGCACCUCCACAUUCGUCCCCUCUCAGAGACAAGAGCGAUAGACCAAGGCGCCAACUUCUUAGCAGAAGGCUUCAUGUUCUCUGUGGCAGCAGCACUGAUUAUAGGCGAAGCCUUCCGUUCGUCGCGGAACCAAUCGAAACGACGUGAUUCUGUAGACGACCAGCUCGAUGCACUCGGAACCCAGAUAUCGGAACUACAAGCUAAAGUGGAGAGUCUGUCUGAGAAGUGGGACGACGACUUGAGAGACGAACGGAUACGGAACGACGAACUUGCACGGAUACUCGAGCGAGUGGUGGAAAUCGGUCUUCGAGGUGGCUGGGCAGAGUUCCAAGACUCGCCAGUACAGAUACCCAGAGUCAACUUGGCACCUCACUCGCACCGGACUCAGCUAGCUGGCGAACCAGAAGAAAUGCACUCGAUAUCUGACUUACCACCGCAAGAGACCCAGAUAGACGUCACCGCGCCUACAGAGCCCUCCAAGUCGGACAAAGAUUCAAAGUCUGGUUCUCCUUCAUAG
Messenger RNA from Coprinopsis cinerea okayama7#130, 696 nucleotides. RefSeq lists its product as hypothetical. Gene Ontology annotation, biological process: regulation of lipid metabolic process. The record is from RefSeq and is a predicted model, not a curated record. Gene Ontology annotation, cellular component: mitochondrion. The transcript has 5 exons. NCBI's taxonomy places the organism in Eukaryota, Fungi, Basidiomycota, Agaricomycetes, Agaricales, Psathyrellaceae. Bases 1 to 696 code for a protein of 231 amino acids.